Molecule: messenger RNA, 1678 nt
Organism: Drosophila subobscura
Lineage: Eukaryota; Metazoa; Arthropoda; Insecta; Diptera; Drosophilidae
Gene: Fuca
Product: putative alpha-L-fucosidase
Exons: 6
Coding region: 74-1546 (490 amino acids)
Biological process (GO): fucose metabolic process; glycoside catabolic process
Cellular component (GO): lysosome
Molecular function (GO): alpha-L-fucosidase activity
Source: RefSeq, a predicted model, not a curated record
AGAGGCAGAGGCAGAGCAAAACAGAGAAGAGCAGAGGAAGAACCGUACCGUAGCCAGUGAAUUAAUUGGCGAAAUGGGAUGUGGAUUUGUAUUUCCCUUAUGGCUGCUGCUCGCGGGCCUAGGGCUGAUGGCACAGGGCAUGGCACCGCGCACCCGCUACGAGCCGAAUUGGGCCAGUCUGGACAAGAGGCCGCUGCCGCGUUGGUACGAUGAGGCGAAGGUGGGCAUAUUUCUACACUACGGCGUAUACUCGGUGCCGAGCUUUGGCUCCGAAUGGUUCUGGCAUAAUUGGAAGAAUCUGCGCACACCGGAGUACGUACAAUUCAUGCAGCGGAACUACAAGCCGGACUUUACUUAUCAGGAAUUUGCGGAUGAAUUCACAGCGGAGCUGUUCAAUGCCACACAGUGGGCGUUGCUGUUUCGAGAUAGCGGAGCCAGAUAUGUUGUACUCACCAGCAAGCAUCACGAUGGCUUCGCCUUGUGGCCCUCCAAGCACAGCUUCAGCUGGAACUCCAUGGAUGUGGGACCCAAGCGGGACAUAGUCAAGGAACUUGCCGCAGCUGUUCGCAGCGUCUCCGAUCUUAAGUUUGGCCUUUACUACUCCCUCUUUGAGUGGUUCAAUCGCCUGUGGAUCGACGACAAGUUGCAUCUGCUCAUGCAGCACAGCUACGUGGAUCAGAAGGUGCGUCCGGAGCAGCUGGAGCUGGUGCAGGAGUAUCUGCCGGAGAUCAUUUGGUCGGACGGUGACUGGGAGGCCCCCGCCAAGUACUGGAAGUCCGAGGAGUUUAUUGCCUGGCUCUACAACGACAGUCCGGUGCGGGACACGGUGGUGACCAACGAUCGCUGGGGCAUGGGCACGGCCUGCUCGCACGGCGACUUCUACAACUGCGCGGAUCGCUUCAAUCCGGGCGUGUUGCAGGCGCACAAGUGGGAGAAUGCCUUCACGCUGGAGCGCAGCAGCUGGGGGCAACGUUUUGACGUUAGUUUGUCCAAUUUUAUGAGCACCAAGGAGCUUGUAAAGGAAAUCGUCACCACUGUGAGCUGCAACGGCAAUGUUCUGAUCAACGUGGGACCCACCAAGUAUGGCACCAUUCAGCCCAUCUUUGAGGAGCGCCUGCGCGACAUGGGCCGCUGGCUGAAGCUCAAUGGCGAGGGCGUCUAUGGCAGCGUGCCCUGGCUCUAUCAGAAUGACACCGAGACGCCAAAUGUGUGGUACACACGUGGACAGCAUGAGGAGUCCAAUAGCAGCAUCACCAUCUACGCCUUUGUGCUGGACUAUCCGUAUGACAGCAACGAGCUGGACAUCCACCCGCUGGGCAAGGAGGUCACCAUCAGCCGCAAUGUGCACUUGACUGGCCUGGACUUUGGCACCGAUGGCGAGGUGCUGACCAAACAGACGACAAAAGUUUCAAUGCUGGGCAUGGACAACACUGAAGUUCAGUGGAGCUCGAACCACAACAAGCUGCACGUGAAGUUUCCGCCCAAGAAUCACUUGGAUAAGCGGGGCUUGGACUACGCCUGGACAUUGAAGAUAACCAUUACUUAGGAUCUGCAAGUUGAAACAGAUUCCGAGGGUUUAAUAAUUGUAUUUUUAGCUCCAUCAGCAUAUACUUACUUAUUCUGUAAACGGAAUGGGAAUUUGCCCAUGUUUUUACCUAUAAAGAACGAAUGACAAUUA